Molecule: messenger RNA, 1580 nt
Organism: Lotus japonicus
Lineage: Eukaryota; Viridiplantae; Streptophyta; Magnoliopsida; Fabales; Fabaceae
Exons: 5
Coding region: 1-1452 (483 amino acids)
Molecular function (GO): nucleic acid binding
Source: RefSeq, a predicted model, not a curated record
AUGCGAGUGCCAACUUUCUCUGCUAGGGUUUCCCUUUCCCUAGCAGCCUCACUGAAUGGCGCCGUCAGUGAAGGAGAUUUGGAGGACGGCGACACGGACAAUGAAGGUGAUGGUCAGGAUCAAGGUGACAAUGCAGACGAUGGAGGAGGUCGUCGAAAACGCCGUUUCUCAUGGUUGGAUGUUGUUUCUCAGAGUUGUACCACUCUUUUCAUUGAUGGAAUUGCAGAAUCGGUAGGGUAUUAUCAAGUUAAAGACCUAUUUGUGAAACACGGGAAGCUAGCGAGUGUUUUCGUCCAGAGAAUGAAGAAGCAAGGGAGGAUAGGUCAAGCAGGCGAGAUCCCAAACUUCGACGCCAUUGAAGAAGGUGGAGGCCCCUGUUUCUCAAGGCUGGCUGCGAAAGAUAUGGAAUUACCAACUCUCUUAAAGGCAAGUAAAUGCAAAACAAUGGGUAACAACAAAAGAGAGAAAUACAUUAUGGAUAACUCAAAGGCUACAUGGGAUUUUCAAGCAACUAAGUUGUAUGUCAAAUUAUGUUUGGCUGAACAUCAUAAAGGGGAACGUUUAGGAUCCAGCUUUACAAAGAAAGGGUGGAUAUCUAUUUUAACCAAAUUUAAUGCAUCAACUGGAAGAAAUUAUGAUAAGCCCAAGUUAAAAAACAAAUGGGAUAAUUUUAGAAGGGAGUGGCAAGCAUGGUACAAGUUAUUUGAAAAGGAAACAGGUUUGGGAUGGGAUAAGGCAAAGAAUACCGUAGAUGCUCCAGAUGAAUGGUGGGAGAAAAAGCAAUUGGAAAAUCCACUAUAUGGAAAAUAUCGAGAGAAAGGACUUUCUUUUGGUGAAGAACUAACUAUUAUGUUUAAGGAUGUGGUGGCUACGGGAAAGUCUGCGUGGGCACCUACUUCUGGGAUAUUACCUAAUGGCCUAAGCCAAAAUGAUGAUGUUUAUCGUCCAUGCUUAGAGAGUGAUGAAGAAGAUAGAGAGGAAGGAUCCGGAGAUAGUGAAGAACUUAUUUAUGGUAGCGCUGUACCAAGUGUUGGAGUAAGCAAUGAAUUCCAAAAUAUAAAUUUAAGUACUUCCCAAGGAAAUAAUAGUGAAACUAGCACUGGGAAGUGGAAAAGGGUUGAGACUAGUGCAAAAAAUCAGAACAAGAAAAAGACAAAAGAGCCUGCCUCAAAACAAAUAGCUGAUGCAAUAACUAAGAUAGCGGAUGCAUCUGAGUCACGCACCACUGCUAUAAACACACUUGUAGCUCCCGGUUCAUCUAUUGGUGAAGUUAUGGCUGAGAUUCAACAAAUGGAGGCUAUUACAAGUGAUCCUGAAUUGCAUUCUAGAUGUUGUCAACUCAUGAUGAUAAAGGAUGCAAGGAUUAUGUUUGCAUCCUUGAAAGGAUAUGAUAAAAACUUGUUGGAUUGGCUUAAGUAUGCAGCUUAUAACCCAUUUCCUAGUCGUGGGUGAUGUGUAUUGUGUUAUGUACUAGUACUGCUUCUACAAAAUUAAGCAUAUGAAUGUAGUAUAACCUUAAUGGUUUGUUUGUUAUGAAUUUAGAGCUUUGAAAACUUAAAUGUUGUUUUGUCUUGUAUUUG